AUGUACUCUCAAUUUUUAAAGUCGCUAGUAAAGAGAUUUUACGAUGUACUUGUCAAUAAUGCGGGUAAUUUUGACGAUUCAAUUGAAAAUGAUUUAAAGGAUUUGCUUAGUGAAGAAAGUAAAAAUACCAAAGGAAUUCUUGAAUUUAUGCAAAAUCAUGAAAAUCGUGAAAUUUGGUUUUCAAGUAUCAUUGGUUUUUUUUAUCAAUACGGAAUAGGAUGUGAAAUUGAUAAGGAUAAAUCCUUGGAAUUGUAUGUAUUAGCAAUUAAACGAGAUGAAUUUCAAUACAUUAAUAAUAUUAUCGCAAAGUAUUUGUUAGCAUUAUUUUAUUACAAAGUUAUCGAUUUAGAUAAAAGAUCCUCAAACGAUUGGAAUCUUUUACGCACAGCACAAUUAAUAGAUGAUUAUAUAGACACACAAAGACAUUCCGAAAAUCUCAAAGAAUUAAAAGGAAUCAUAAUUAAUAGUUUAGAAUUCAUCAAAUUAAAAGGAAAAGAUAUAAAAGAGUCUCAUGAACAAACAUUAAAUGUUGAUGACCCAGAAGCAUUACGUGACUUUGGGUUGAAAUAUCAAAAAAUUAGAAUCGUAAUUCAGACUCUGUUAAAAUAG
Funneliformis mosseae is the source of this 609-nucleotide messenger RNA. Lineage: Eukaryota; Fungi; Glomeromycota; Glomeromycetes; Glomerales; Glomeraceae. The record is from the annotation of a GenBank genome assembly.